Aphanomyces astaci is the source of this 1140-nucleotide messenger RNA. RefSeq lists its product as hypothetical. The record is from RefSeq and is a predicted model, not a curated record. Lineage: Eukaryota; Oomycota; Saprolegniomycetes; Saprolegniales; Verrucalvaceae. The transcript has 6 exons. The coding region runs from base 21 to 860 and encodes 279 amino acids.
UUUUGGCCGACCAGAUUGUCAUGUUGAUGUGCGUGAAGGUGAUAGCAUGGGCUUUGACGAGUGUAGCCUACGCGUCCGUGUCCCUAGACGGGUGCCCGUGGCCACCCGACCCACCUGCAUCAGACCCUCCUCUGUGUCUGCGCUACUCGAACGGCACGUCGAUUGCGGUGAACGGCACGCGCUUUAGUCCGCGCCGCGACGUGUUGUGGAACCUCACUCAUCAACACAUCUCCGCCGUCAACGAGUUCCCACGGUCCGACAACAACGACACUCUCUACAUAAACCUAGCACACAACAACAUCACUCGCCUUUCCGGACAAGGACCAAGCGCCGCCACGACUAGUUUGAACUUGAGUCACAACCCAUUGACCGUCAAUUGGUUGCACGCGCCCCUUCCCGUGUCCGAGUUGGAUGUCAGCUACACCACCCCCGACGGACUUAGUUGGUUUGCAGACACGGCGUGGGCCCGUUAUUUGCCGCAACUGACCAACUUAAUAUUCCGGAGCAAUCGACUCGUUCACCUGUCGCUCUCGUCAGCCACGCUGCCCCAAACCGUCAAGCACCUGGACCUUCGGGACAACCCAGCGUUGAUGGUCACUAUCACGGACUGCGAUACACUGGCGCGGGUGCAGUCUAGCUGGCUCACACUGCGCUUGGACUCUAUGGUUGACGCCAACAAAGCUAGCGUGGGGUGCACGAACGGUACGCUGCAAAGUGUGGCCGACGCAUUCGUGUGCUUGGUGGCAACCUGCCACCCAGCGAUGGCUUCCAGAGCGCCCUUCCCCGUAGUGACCCCCAAGGCGUCGCCAGGGGUUGUCAAAGGUAUACAUUCUACUAUACGUGCAAAGGUACAAUUGUGAUAUAAGAUUGCUACUGGCUUAGACAAGUGGACCGGGCUAGGGCUCGCGCUCGGGAUGCUCAACUUGACCGUGUUUGUGUUUGUGGGGGUUGUGAUUGUGCGACGACGUUGCCAAGAGCGACAGGAGACUCGUCAGAGAAAUACAGUGUGCUCGUCGCCAGGCAACUCGGAGGGGUCGGGGUGGCACCGCCAUUAAUGAAUUCAGCCUCGCCCGUUGUGUGUAGUAGUAGUAAUGAGACUAGUAUGUCACUACUCGUUAAAAUAAAGCAAGUCGAUGUCUA